GUCGAUGAAAAAUAGCUUGAUGACGGUGGAAAUGACAACUCGAUCAACGGCUCCAACUCCAGCAAGUACUUCAACUACCACCACCACAAAAGCUUCAACGACAGCUACUACAGCUGUACCUAAGGUACCACCAACAAAACCGGUGGGGCCACAGACGCCGUUUGUGGAAGAAAUAAUCACGGUACCGAGCAUAUCUGUCGAUGCACCUAAAAGUACAACGACAUCGGUACCUAACACCAUGUCGACAUUGACGACAGAAGCGGCAACUACAAUGACACCGACUACUGAAGCAUCGACUACUGCAAAGCCGACAACAACAACGUCGAAACCAAAAACUACGACGAAGAUUUCAACCGUUAGGUUUAUAUCAACAACUCCAAGAUAUACGUCGACACCAACUAGAGUACGUCCAACAACAGCUGAGCCAACGUUCUUCCCAACGUUCUUGACCACUUUCUUCCCGAACCUGUUCACUCCAGAUCCAACAACUGCUCCAAAAUAUACUACCAAAGCCACGGAGGGUUUGUCUUUUUCAGCCUCCACUCCAAUGCCAUCAACGGCAGCUGCUCCUCCGCGCAGACGAACCACCUCCAGAACCACAACAGAACCAGCGAAGAGACGCAGGGCAUCAACCACCACCACCACCACCACCACAACUACAACCACGACCACUACUCCCCCUUCCACAACCACAACAACAGAAAAAGUGGUUCAAGUGCAGUCAUCCACAAAACGAAGUGUGGAUUUGACAGACUUGAACACCAUUGCUGUAACCGCCACGCCCACGAAAAAGAAGCUUACGCCUGAGCAAAAGAGGAAUUUAGAGACUUUGAUGCAGCUUGAGAAGGAACAGGCGGCUUUGUUGCAGCAAUUGUCUUUCCUUACCACUUUGAACUUCGGUGGUAACAACAGGGGAGCUGCUUCAGCCUUGUCAAACCCCAAUCUAGUAAAUAGGCUAGCCCAGCUGACCUCAGACCACAACAAAUCCACUACUUCAUCGACAAACGCUCCAACAACGAGUAAGAUGACGACCAAACAACCUCACUCUAUUCAAGAUCAACUAGCAGCAUUAGGCGUAACCACGCCAAAGCCCAGUAGAAACACGCCAUCUUUAGAAGAUGUACUGAAACAGUACGAUCUAGAUGGUGUGGAACUGACCACUAAAGCACCAGCUCCAAAGUAUGGGACCUCCAGCGAUGCCAUUUUGGCAUCUAUAUUGAAGGAGCAGGGUAUAGCACCACCCACACCGAAGAGUCUGGCUAAACAGAUAGAACAUGCGGGUGUAUUUGACGAUACAACGACGAAGCGACCCAAGCCUCGCACACGGACCACUCCGCCUCCAAGACCGAGAGGAGGACUUCUUAACUGGCUACUCAACGCUUUUGCACCUCCUCCAUCCAGCCCACCUCCAAGAAGGAGCAAGCCCAAGCCCAAACCAACGAAACCAAAAAAGCCACCAGUGGAGCAGGAGCUGUUGGCCAACUCGCCUACCCACGUCACGCCGAUCGUGACCACUGCUCCAAAAGCACCAUCGCCAAACUCCUUGUCACAGGAUGACAUUCAAAAACUCAUAAAACAGCUAGAGGGUCUACAGAAGGAUCCGAAAGGCAAGGUAGAUCUAUCACAAGUGAAAAGUUUGCAGAACUUAAUAAACACCGACGGGCCUGGAGUAGAGGUUCGAACAAAUGGAGAACAUGGUGCCACAUCUCAUAAACCGUCCACGACGCGUCGUCCGAAAGCCCGUAAGAAGACAACUACUACAACGCCAGAACCAAUCGCUGAAGAGGACGAAGACGAUGAGGAAUUUUCCAACUCUGUUUCAACACCGAGGUCGCAGGUGCGUGGUCAUACAGUAGCUCCAUUGGGUUUCAACCCGGUACCGGGGGUUGACGAAGAUGGACCUGGAAGACUGAUACGGAGCAAUUUGCUCACGGCUGCGGUCAAUGUUACGAGAGCUAUGGCUGGCUUCCUUGGAACUGCGAUACAGGGAGCUGCCGUACGACUUAGCAGUUACUUAGCAAAUGGCUCUGCAGGUGCGGGUUCGACAGGAAGCGCCAGAGGUGGCCUCUUGACACAACUGCUAGCCAACAGACAACAUCAAACUCCUACAGACGAAUAAACUAUGUGCUUUCUUACAUACCAAAAACGGGUGCAGCUAGAGGAGCAGCCCAAGGCUUUCAGUCGCUGAUUGGCUCUGGAUCUAGACUUGCGACGACUUACGCUCAAGGAUCUUCGGCGGGUCUUGGAUGAACAGAUCGCUGCAGUUCAAGAAGUCAAAAUAUGGGCCACAGGCAAAAAAGCACUAAUCGUACAAGUUGCAUCAAAUACUGAAAGAGCUUUUGACGAAGAUUUGUACACAAAAAUGUAUUAUGCCUGUGUAGAAAUAGUAGUAAAACCUUCCAGUAAAAUACAGUUACUUCCAGGUUUUGCAGACGCCCAUAUAUAAUUAGCCAUUGUUUAAUAGGAUUAUUGUUUUUUGUAAUUUAUUUUUUAUUUUUUAGUUAGAUUCUUUGUUGUGUGAUAGUUCACAUUUUUAUAAUUGUGCUUUUUUCGGAAUUCAGGUAUUCGACGGAUUUUUCGUAAUAUAAGGUUUACUGAUGAUUUGUCAAUAUGCUAGUACAAGGCAGAAGACAAUUUUUUUUAUUUAUGUUAUUAUUAGCAUUAUAUAGAAAUUGCCAUGGCAUGCAAAGUUCCGAAAAAGGCAAAUAAAUGGUCAAAAAAUACUGUUGUUUGUUAGUAAUUGUGUAAGCCAGCUGAUGUAUAAUACUCGUACACAUAGCAUUUCAUGUACAUAUAUAGCUAUUUUUGUAAAUUAUUAUCAAUGUGAACGAUGAUAAGCCUCCUAUUGAAAUAUAUUAUAGGUCAAUGUAAAUAAAUACUGUCUCUGGAAUUUCUGUUUUAUUAAAGGCACC
Messenger RNA from Acanthoscelides obtectus, 2912 nucleotides. The record is from the annotation of a GenBank genome assembly. NCBI's taxonomy places the organism in Eukaryota, Metazoa, Arthropoda, Insecta, Coleoptera, Chrysomelidae.